AUGUCCUCCCAACAAGGCCAAGGCCUCCGCAUAGCAAUGGGCUGCGACGAAGCAGGCUGCAGCUACAAAAACAAAAUCAAAUCCGACCUCGAAGCCGACCCUCGCGUCUCCUCAGUCAUCGACGUAGGCGUAAACUCCACCUCCGAUAAAACCGCCUACCCUCACCCGGCCGUCGACGCCGCAAAACUCAUCAAAGACGGCAAAGCCGAUCGCGCUCUCCUCAUCUGCGGUACAGGACUGGGAGUCGCAAUCAGCGCGAAUAAAGUCCCAGGCAUCAGAGCUGUGACGGCACAUGAUAGUUUUAGUGUGGAGAGGGCGAUUUUGAGUAAUGAUGCGCAGGUGUUGUGUAUGGGUGAGAGGGUGAUUGGGUUGGAGUUGGCGAGGAGGUUGGCGAAGGAGUGGAUUGGGUAUAAAUUUGAUCCUUCGAGUGCGAGUGCUGCGAAGGUUGAGGCGAUUAUGGAGCAUGAGAAGAAGAAUUUUGCCGAGUUGGCGAAGUAG
This is a messenger RNA of Cercospora beticola, 498 nucleotides long. RefSeq names its product RpiB/LacA/LacB family sugar-phosphate isomerase. Lineage: Eukaryota; Fungi; Ascomycota; Dothideomycetes; Mycosphaerellales; Mycosphaerellaceae. The record is from RefSeq and is a predicted model, not a curated record. Gene Ontology annotation, biological process: carbohydrate metabolic process. Gene Ontology annotation, molecular function: isomerase activity.